AUGUCACAAAACCAUCGUAUAGUGACAGUGUCGUCCAUGCGGCAUUUAGCUUCCAUUGACCAAGAUAUUGAACUUAAUAACACUCCUACGAAUAUCGGCGAAACUCAAUGUAUUGACUCGAAUAAAAUUUCCUCACGUGAAAAAUGUAAUUCUGUUACAAAUUGGUACCACAAGACUGCAAAAAUCUUUGCCUGUCUCAAUAUAGAAGAACGUGGUAUUGAACGAGUACCGUCAGAAGAUCGAACUGAUUUGACAAUUAUCAACACAGCAAUGAUAUGGGUCAGUGCAAAUAUAAUUAUACCAUGUUUUGCUGCAGGUACACUCGGUCCAGCAGUAUUCGAGUUAGAUCUAAAUAAUUCUUUUGUAACCAUCAUCAUUUUUAAUCUAUUGGGAACAUUGCCAAUAGCAGGCAUGGCUUGUUUUGGUCCAGCAUCCGGUCUACGUACAAUGGUCUUUUCUCGUUAUAGUUGGGGUUAUUAUGGUGCUUCGAUAAUGUCGAUAGUUAAUGUUAUGUCAGCCAUCGGUUGGGCAGCUGUUAAUAGUAUUACCGGUGCACAAACAUUACGUGUUGUAUUCAAUGAUUCAUUUCCUAUAACUGUUGGAAUAAUUAUAAUUGCUAUUAUAACGAUGAUCAUCUCAUUUAUAGGUUAUAAAUGGAUUCAUAUCUAUGAACGAUAUUCAUGGAUACCAGUAUUUAUAGGAUAUUGUAUAUUAGCAGGAGUUGGUGCCAAAUAUUUUACAAAUAGUGAAAUGGUAUUUCACAAUGCAACAAUAUUCAGCAAUAGUAGUACUUUUCGUCUUGAAUUAUCUUGUGUUCUAACUUUUGGUUCAAUAAUUUUUGGCACUGCAUGUAGUUGGUGUCCAUUUGCAGCUGAUUACAAUACAUAUUUUCCUGAAGAUACAAGUCAAUUAAAAAUUUUUCUUCUCACUUAUAUUAGCAAUUUUGUAUCAAUGGUUGUAAUGCAAUUACUUGGUGCAGCUGCUUAUACUGGGACAUAUACAAAUCAAAAUUGGAAACAAGCAUAUGAAAUAAAUAAUGUGGGUGGAUUAUUGGGUGCCAUUCUAUCACCUCUUCGUGGUUUUGGGAAAUUUAUACUUAUUCUAUUUUCAUUGUCAAUUGUUGCAUGCAAUAUACCGAAUCUUUAUUCAUUAUCAUUAUCUACACAAGUUAUUGCACCAAUAUUUAGUCGUAUACCACGUUUUCUUUAUACAAUUAUUGGUACUGCAGCCUAUGUUCUAUUAGCUAUUGUAGCUGCAAGUAAAUUUAAUGAUGCAUUAACAUCAGUUAUGGGUAUAUCUUCAUAUUGGUCUGCAAUAUUUAUGGUUAUUGUAUUUGAAGAUCAUAUAUUAUUUCGACGUUGUUCAUUUCGAAAUUACAAUUUUAGUAUAUGGAAUUCUUCUAAACUAUUACCAAUUAGUUUAGCUGCUAUUCUAUCGGCAUUAGUUGGUGUAGCUGGUAUUAUACUUGGAAUGUCACAAAUUUGGUUCAGUGGACCAAUAGCAAAAGCUAUUGCAGGAGAUACGAAUAUCAAAGGUGCAGAUAUUGGUUUUGAAGCUGGAUUCAUAUUUACAGCAGUUGCUUUUCCAUUAUUUAGACUCAUUGAACUGUAUUUUAUUCGGCGAUGA
Molecule: messenger RNA, 1626 nt
Organism: Rotaria sp. Silwood1
Lineage: Eukaryota; Metazoa; Rotifera; Eurotatoria; Philodinida; Philodinidae
Source: the annotation of a GenBank genome assembly